GUUGAUGACUCUGGAAUACCUGGACACCAUUCAUUUCAGACUUUUCGGUAUUUAAUGUUACUCGGUUUUAGAUUUCUGUACAUUUCUGUAUAAUCAUGGAUAGCUUCUGUGCAAACCUAUUCAAGCCUACCAGCUCUCGCUUCCUCAUCAACAAUGUUGCUCACUACUUGCUCUUUCUUUUUCUGGCAUCUACAUAUCUGCAAACUACUAAACAGUGUUUGGGAGAUGGACUUCUGAGUGGUGUGAGAUCAUCAUCAUGCAUCGAGGAAGAGAGACGAGCGCUUCUCACCUUCAAAGGAGAUGUUACUGAUCCUUCCGGUAGGCUUUCUUCUUGGGUGGGUCAGGAUUGCUGCCGAUGGAAAGGGAUUUCGUGCAACAACCGUACAGGUCAUGUUGCAAGGAUGGACCUCCGAAACCUGAAUUCUGAUCACGGCUUCUACGGGGAGACCUCUUUGGGGGGUAAGAUUAAUCCUUCUUUGCUUAUCUUUAAGAACUUACGUUACCUUGAUCUAAGCGGAAACGAUUUUCAAGGACGUCGAAUUCCUAACUUCUUUGGGAAGCUUCAAAGUUUGAGGUAUCUCAAUCUCUCAUAUAGUUCAUUUGUGGGAGAGAUUCCCCCAGCUCUUGGUAACCUCUCAAACUUGAACUAUCUUGACCUUAGUUGCGAUCAUUAUUCGGUUUUUGAUCCUUAUUAUUCCAGAAACUUGAAUUGGCUUUCUCAUCUCUCUUCCCUAAAGUACCUCAAUCUUGGAGGUGUGGACCUUAGCAGCACAGGAGUAAGUUGGCUACAUGAUGUCAACAUGCUUCCUUCACUCUUAGAGUUGCAUUUGUCAGGUUGCCAAAUUCAAAACCUUCCACACUCCCAGCUUCCGUCAGUGAACUUCACAUCCCGCCUAUUGGUUCUUGAUAUAUCAGAGAAUCAUAUUAAUUCUUCAUUUCCCAGCUGGUUUUUUAAUCUUACCAACCUCAAAAGACUUGAAGCACAUUCCAAUUUGUUCGGGCCCUUCCCUGUUGAAUUUGCAAACCUCAAGUCUUUGGAAGACCUUGAUUUAAGCAGUUCUACUUUUCUCCAAGGUCAAAUUCCCAAAGUCUUUGGUACUUUGUGCAGCCUAAGAAUAUUAGAUCUUUCAAAGAGCGAGCUCAAUGGUAGUUUGGAAGAGGUUUUGAAUGGUUUCUCAAACUGUACAAGCCGUAGAUUAGAGUCACUUGAUUUGUCCGGCAAUAUGGUGGAAGGUGAACUGCCUGCCGCCUUAGGAAUGCUAGAAAAUCUGAAGGAACUUGACCUCAGUGACAACCAAUUUUCUGGUUCAAUUCCACAAUCUAUUGGUAAUUUAUCAUCAUUGGAAAAACUGGACAUCUCUGUUAAUAAUUUGAAUGGGUCCAUUCCUGAAAGUUUGGGACAACUCUCUCAGCUAGUUCACCUCGAUCUAUCUGCUAAUUCGUUGGAAGGCAAUCUAAAUGAAGCCCAUUUCCGAACUCUCACAGAGUUGGAGUAUUUUGCAGUCUGUAGCAAAUACGGGCUCAUGACUGGGUCCCUCAUUUUUAACAUGGCUCAUGACUGGAUUCCUCCUUUCCAACUUAAUUCAGUCGACAUUUCCGACUGCAGAGUAGGCCCUGCCUUUGGGGCAUGGCUCAAGUCUCAAACUGAAUUAACGGAAGUCACGCUUAGUAAUACUUCAAUCUCAGAUUUCAUACCAGAGGAAUGGUUCUUGAAGAUAUCUUUCCAGCUCACAUGGUUGGAUUUAUCUAACAACCAAAUUCAUGGAAAGCUUCCAUUUCACAUGGACUUCCGGUCCCCGUCCUUGGAGAGAAUAGAUUUGACUCAUAAUCAAUUUGAGGGCCCUCUCCCACAUUGGUCUAGUGAUGUUGCCCAGCAUCUCUUUCUUGGAAGCAAUUUAUUUUCCGGGCCGAUUCCCUCAAAUUUUGAUCAAUUACUGCCUAACUUGGUACAAUUAGAUCUAUCUUACAAUCAUCUGAAUGGUAGUAUACCACCCUCUGUGUGGAACCUGUCAGAUUUGUCAUUUCUUAUGUUAAGAAGCAAUCGCUUGACUGGAGAAUUUCCUCUAGGAUGGAGUCUGGCGCCAAAAAUAGAAGUUGUAGAUGUCUCAGACAACAAUUUGUCUGGCAAUUUCUCCAGUUCAAUGAGUGUUCCAAGCUUACUAGAAGUAUUGGAUCUGAGCAAAAACAAUUUCGGGGGUCAAAUUCCUUCUUCUCUAUUCCAAAACUGCAGCUGGCUGCUGAGUAUUGAUCUUGGAGGCAAUAGAUUUACUGGAAGCAUACCUUUACAGACAAGUUCAAAUGUACCAGAUGAAUUGCAUAUGCUAAGAUUGCGAUCCAACUCUUUAAGCGGACAUAUCCCCAAUCGAUUGUGCUCUCUUCAAUCUCUUCACAUCAUAGACCUUGCCCACAACAAAUUUUCAGGGACCAUUCCCAAGUGUUUGUAUGAUCUGACUGCUUUGGUCGAUGGUAGUUACGUUCCUAUGUCCGAAAUAGCAGAAUAUUAUGAGACGGCCAGCUUGACAUUGAAGGGAAAAGAACUCGAAUAUGAAAGGACUCUGGAUUUGGUGAUUAUCAUUGAUUUCUCAUCAAACAACUUAGAAGGUGAAAUCCCUGACGAAGUAAGCAGCCUCAAAGCCUUGGGGACAUUGAACUUGUCAAGAAAUCAACUAACUGGAAACAUUCCCUCAAAGAUUGGAAACUUGACGCAGCUGGAAACUCUUGAUCUCUCACACAAUCACCUCUCUGGGCAGAUUCCCCAAAGUCUUUCUUCAUUAAACUUUUUGGCUCACUUGAACUUGUCUUUCAACAACUUGUCCGGAAGAAUUCCUUCAGGCAACCAACUUCAAACACUCAAUGAUUUAUCCAUUUACGAAGGCAAUCCAUCCUUGUGUGGGGUCCCUCUUUCAACUGUCUGCCCGGGAGAUGGCGCAGCUGACCCUGACGAUGGUGAUCAUAAUGAUGAUGAUAAUGAUGAGAAUGGGAAGUUUGGUAUCGUUGUUAGCGCUGUCCUCGGCUUCAUCAUAGGCUUCUGGAGUGUCUGUGGCACAUUGGUUAUGAAGAAAUCAUGGAGGUAUGCCUAUUUUCGAUUCUUUGAUAACAUAAAGGAGAGGGCAGCAUUAGCAAUUGCAUUGAGAGUGGCUCGUUGGCAAAGGAGGACUUGAUUGGAAAAGGAAAAUUAAAGAAUAAAAUGCACUGAAGGUGGUCUAUAUGGGGCAUUUGUGGCUUUCUAGACUGGGUACGUUGUUUCUCUUUUGGUUCAGGUGCUCUCCAUGUGACUGCCCUUUGGAGCUGUUUGUGGCGGUGGUGAAGAUGACGGCCAGUAUUGUUGGGUUUGCUGGUGUCCUCAUGUUUUUAUGUUCUCUUUAUUGUUGUAAGUGUUGUAAAUUAUUAUGGAUAUAUCAUGUAAAUUAUUGUAUAUUAGAAGAUGCUUUCCUCUUUCCUAGUUUUAGGGGAUCCAUGUUUUAAGGAGGACUUUAAGGGUCCUUGUUUUAUGGAGGAUUUUAGGCUAUAUGUUCCUUGCCUUCCACUAUAUAUGUAAUCCAUUUCUCAUCCAUGGAUGAUAGAGAAAACAGAAAAUACUACACUCCCUCUCUGCAUCAAAACUCUCUCUCUCUCUCUCUCAAGUUCUUUGAAGCAAAACUCUCUCCAUUUUCUGAAACAUUUCCAUUUUACAACACGUUAUCAGCACGAAUAGCUCUAGGAUUCGGAUUGCAGAUUGACAAGAGAAGAGGUGAAUAACUCUUGGGUUGCAGAGAAGAGGUAGUUCAUCAUUCAAUCAACAUCAGUCUACAAGCUCUACAACCAAAGAAUGUCAAAUCUCAACAAGCUUGACUUUGUCGCUUUGGAAGUUUCCGGAAGGAACUAUCUCAAGUGGACCCAAGAUGUCAAGCUUCAUCUGACUGCAAAUAAGAUGAGAUCAACGAUUAUUGCUGACAACAUCACCCCUGAAGACAUGAAGGCAAGGGCUAUGAUUUUCAUCAGGAAACAUAUGGAAGAAGCACUCAAGGUGGAAUAUUUAGCUGAAGAGGACCCACGAUCUCUUUGGGUCGCUCUAGAAGAGCGAUUCAACCAUCAAAGAGCCAUCUACUUGCCGGAAGCAAGACACGAUUGGCAGAACAUACGCUUCCAGGAUUUCAAGACUGUCAAUGAGUAUAACUCUGAAAUCUGCCGGAUUCGGUCACUCCUAAAAUUCUGUGGAGAAGAGCUCACAGAAGCUGACCUACUGGAGAAAACUUUCUCCACCUUCCCUCCUUCCUGUAUGGUCCUGCAGCAACAAUACAGGGAAAGAAACUUUGCUAGAUUCUCUGAAUUAAUCACCAUCCUGUUGCUCGCUGAAAAGAACAACAACCUACUUUUGAGGAAUGAUCAAGCAAGGCCCACCGGUACUAGAGCAAUUCCUUUGCCUGAAGCAAAUAUUAUUGCCCAUCACGAAAAUAAUCGUGGAAGGAGGAACCGGGGCCGUGGAAGGGGAAGAAGGUCUGAACGUCCAAGGCAUGGACGAAGAAAUGGACCCAGAAAUGGCCCAUAUGACCGCGACCACCCAGGCAAUGGCCCAAGGGGUCGAGGAGGACGUGGACAAGGCCCACGUGGUGGAAACCGAAAUGCCCAAGUCCGACAGGCUCAAAUUAGAGAGAACCCUGGUCCGGCCCGUCGCCCUCAAAAUCAGCAUAAUCUAUGUUAUAGAUGUGGAGGCACUGACCAUUGGUCCCGCACCUGUCGUGCAACAGAUGAAGAGAUAGGAGAGUAUCACGCCAGACGCGGAACUCAAGAGGCCAACCUUGUGGAAGAGUCAGUCCCUAUGGAUACCACCUUGGAGAUUACUGAUUUCCAAGCAGCUAUGGAUACCACCUUGGAGAUUACUGAUUUCCCUAUGGAUACCACCUUGGAAAUUACUGAUUUCCAAGCAGCUAAUGGAUACAUCGAGGAUUGAAAACUCGAGGACAUGGACAUAAUAGGCACUUGUGCCAUAUCUAUGUUAUUGUUAUGAAUAAUGCUUUCUAUUUUUCAGUUUA
Messenger RNA from Rosa rugosa (rugosa rose), 5012 nucleotides. Its product is annotated as receptor-like protein EIX2. Lineage: Eukaryota; Viridiplantae; Streptophyta; Magnoliopsida; Rosales; Rosaceae. The record is from RefSeq and is a predicted model, not a curated record. Bases 96 to 3161 code for a protein of 1021 amino acids. Gene Ontology annotation, molecular function: protein binding. The transcript is spliced from 2 exons.